GACCGCGACUUAGCGACAGCGUCAGUGUAUGCAGCUUCUACGGUUUCGGAGUCCCAGAGUAGCGAGCGUCACGCUCGGCCAGAGCAGCAAAUACUCCCCCGAAAGAAACAGCCCCACCGCCUUCAAGUGGGAGAGAAGCCAAAUGGAUUAGGGUUUUACAGACGUCAAAAACCCUACUCUCUCUCUCUCUCUCUCUCUCUCUCUCUCUCUCCGAUUCCCAAACGAAUCUGAAAGAGACGCGAUCUUCCGAUACAGAACCGCCGAUCUGAAGUCCUCUGCAACUUCUCUACGAACAAUACUCCAAUCCAUCAUCUCCUCCUCUUAUUCUAAAGAGAGAAGCCUCCGUUUCUUCGGGAAUUUUUGAUGCAGGUGAAAUGAAGGUUAAGGUGAUUUCUCGGUCUACCGACGAAUUCACCCGAGAACGUAGCCAAGAUCUCCAGAGGGUUUUCCGAAACUAUGAUCCAAACUUACGUCCCCAAGAAAAGGCCACUGAAUAUGUUCGUGCCCUUAAUGCUGCAAAGUUGGAUAAGAUAUUUGCAAAACCUUUCAUUGGAGCAAUGGAUGGGCACAUUGAUGCUGUCUCUUGUAUGGCAAAGAACCCAAAUCACUUGAAAGGAAUAUUCUCGGGUUCAAUGGAUGGAGAUAUUCGUCUCUGGGAUAUAGCAUCGAGGCGGACAGUUUGCCAGUUCCCAGGCCACCAAGGUGCUGUUCGAGGUUUGGCAGCAUCUACAGAUGGACGGGUUCUCAUAUCCUGUGGAAGUGAUUGCACUGUCAGGCUUUGGAAUGUUCCUGUUGCGAAUACUCUAGGGUCAGAUGAUUCAUCUGAUAAUUCAUCAGAGCCACUGGCAGUUUAUGUUUGGAAGAAUGCUUUCUGGGCUGUAGAUCACCAGUGGGAUGGUGAUCUCUUUGCGACAGCUGGUGCUCAGGUUGAUAUAUGGGACCACAACAGGUCACAGCCAGUGAACAGUUUUGAAUGGGGGAAGGACACUGUUAUUUCUGUUCGAUUUAAUCCAGCAGAACCAGACGUCUUAGCAACAUCAGCUAGUGACCGCAGCAUAACACUAUAUGAUCUGCGUAUGUCAUCACCGGCAAGGAAGCUUAUCAUGAAGACAAAAACUAAUGCUAUUUCUUGGAACCCAAGGGAGCCGAUGAAUUUUACAGCGGCAAAUGAAGAUUGCAACUGCUAUAGCUACGACUCGAGAAAACUAAACGAAGCCAAGUGUGUGCACCAAGAUCAUGUUUCUGCAGUGUUGGAUAUUGAUUACUCUCCAACUGGCCAGGAAUUUGUAACUGGCUCUUAUGAUAGGACAGUGAGAAUCUUCAAGUACAAUGGUGGCCAUAGCAGGGAAAUUUACCACACCAAGAGGAUGCAAAGGGUAUUUUGUGCAAAGUUUAGCUGUGAUGCCUCUUAUGUUAUUUCUGGGAGUGAUGACACCAACCUGCGGCUAUGGAAAGCCAAGGCAUCAGAACAAUUGGGGGUUCUUCUUCCUAGGGAGCGGAAAAAACAAGAUUAUCUUGAGGCCGUCAAGGAGCGUUACAAGCACCUUCCUGAGGUCAAGCGCAUUGUUAGGCAUAGACACUUACCUAAGCCAAUAUACAAGGCAGCCUCCCUCAGGCGUACCAUGGUUGAAGCAGAAAGGAGGAAAGAGGAGAGGAGGAGAGCUCACAGCGCUCCAGGCAGCAUGCCCCGGGAACCAUUCCGGAAGAAAAGAAUCCUUACAGAGGUUGAGUGAUGGUUAUGCCCGAGUGGAAAUGCAUGGGUUGUGCAUGCAUGCAUUCCAAAAGAAGUUUUGGAAGCAGUGGCAUCAAAUGAAUAUUAUGCAUGCUUUCUUAGCUCAAGAUUUUGAAGCCUUGGGUCUGCGGUUUCUUACUUUCUAAGUUUUGAUCGCUCUCCUGUGCUCUGCCAGGAUUUGGACUGAAAAGGUGGUGAUUGGCUCAAGAUGCUCUCUGUAUGUAACACAGAUUUGGUAGGUUUUAUCUAAGAUACAAACUGCAUGCUAUGAAGUUGAAUAAAGAUUUCUUUUUGAAAGGCAGUUAUUUUAUUGA
Molecule: messenger RNA, 2046 nt
Organism: Magnolia sinica
Lineage: Eukaryota; Viridiplantae; Streptophyta; Magnoliopsida; Magnoliales; Magnoliaceae
Exons: 18
Coding region: 375-1733 (452 amino acids)
Biological process (GO): maturation of SSU-rRNA from tricistronic rRNA transcript (SSU-rRNA, 5.8S rRNA, LSU-rRNA)
Cellular component (GO): nucleolus; small-subunit processome
Molecular function (GO): protein binding
Source: RefSeq, a predicted model, not a curated record